Messenger RNA from Chroicocephalus ridibundus (black-headed gull), 3924 nucleotides. RefSeq names its product sodium-dependent neutral amino acid transporter B(0)AT3-like. Gene Ontology annotation, cellular component: plasma membrane. The transcript has 12 exons. The record is from RefSeq and is a predicted model, not a curated record. NCBI's taxonomy places the organism in Eukaryota, Metazoa, Chordata, Aves, Charadriiformes, Laridae. Gene Ontology annotation, biological process: sodium ion transmembrane transport. The coding region runs from base 115 to 1983 and encodes 622 amino acids.
UCUCUUUCCAGGAUCCUCCAGUCACCCCACAUAAAAUCCGUAGGAGAGACAGGUUUUGAAGCAUCUUCCCAUUUACAGGGACAGGGGCUAAAGAGCCAAGGAUAUUUCAUUAAAAUGUCAAAAGGUUUGUCAGUGCCCCCUGAAAUCCCUAAAGAAGAUGGCAGACCCAAGUGGGACAAUAAGUUCCAGUACAUUUUAAGCUGUAUCGGAUUUGCCGUCGGUCUGGGGAACGUGUGGCGAUUUCCAUACUUGUGUCAGAUACAUGGAGGCGGGGCAUUCCUGAUCCCAUACUUCAUCGCUCUACUCUUUGAAGGAAUCCCACUGUUGUAUCUUGAACUGGCCCUUGGACAGUGCCUGAGGAAGGGCAGCAUCGGUGCCUGGAACACCAUCUCGCCUUACCUUGGAGGAGUUGGGGUUGGUUCGUGGAUGGUGUCGGUUCUGGUGAGCUUAUACUACAACACCGUUUUAACCUGGGUGAUGUGGUAUUUCAUAAACUCCUUCCAAGAACCUCUUCCUUGGAGUGUUUGUCCUCUAAACGAAAACAGAACAGGGCUCAACAAAGAAUGUUACGAAAGUACUGCAGUAAAUUAUUUUUGGUACAGGAAAACUUUGAACAUAACACCCGAUGUCACCGAGAGUGGCACGUUACAGUGGUGGCUCAUUUUGUGCUUAGCAACUUGCUGGGCCAUCGUCUAUCUCUGCACCAUCAGAGGAAUUGAAACCACAGGAAAGGCAAUUUAUGUAACAGCAAUAUUUCCUUACCUGGUCCUAACUAUAUUCCUUAUUCAAGGACUCACUCUACCGGGAGCCACUGACGGUCUGGCUUACCUCUUCACCCCCAAUCUAAGCACUUUGAAAAAUCCCCGUGUAUGGCUUGAUGCAGCUACCCAGAUUUUCUUCUCUCUCUCUUUGGCUUUUGGAGGGCUUAUUGCGUUCUCAAGCUACAAUCCACCAAAAAAUGACUGUGAAAAGGACGCUGUGACAGUAGCAAUUGUGAACAGCUUGACAUCCCUCUACGCUUCCAUCCCAGUCUUUUCUGUUUUGGGGUUUAAAGCAACCACAGGCUACUGGGACUGCUUGGACAGGAACAUUAUCAGUAUCAUCAAUGAAUUUGACCUUCCAGAAGAAAGCAUCCUGCGACAGAACUAUACAACCUGGAUUAGUUUCCUAAAUUCAUCAUAUCCAGAAAAAAUUGCUGGGCUCAAACUGAAAAGCUGUGACUUUCAAGAAUUUCUUGAUCAGAGCGUAUCGGGGACUGGCUUGGCUUUCAUCAUUUUCACUCAAGCCAUCAUUCUAAUGCCAGGCUCCCAGGCCUGGGCCAUCCUGUUUUUCAUAAUGUUGUUCAGCUUGGGCCUUUCUUCUAUGUUUGGGAACAUCGAGGGAGUCUUCACUCCUCUUCUAGAGCUUCGAAUUAUAUCUAAAUCAAUCCCCAAAGAGCUAUUAUCUGGUAUAAUAUGUCUAAUUUCCUUCCUCAUCGCUCUGUGUUUUACGCUGGGUUCGGGGAGUUACUGGAUUGACAUUUUUGACCGCUAUGCAGGCUCGUUGCCUCUUCUAGUCAUCGCUUUCUUUGAAGUGAUUGGGGUUGUGUAUGUGUAUAAAAUUAAAAGGUUCAGUGAAGAUGUGAAACAGAUGACUGGACGAAAACUCAAUCUCUACUGGCAGAUCACAUGGAGGUUUAUUAGCCCUCUGCUCCUGCUAAUUGUCUUCAUGGCCUUUGUUAUUCUUCAAAUACAGAAGUCACCAAGCUACGCAGCCUGGAACCCUAAAUAUGAAGGCUUCCCUAUGAAAGAGGAGAAAGUUUAUCCACCCUGGGUACUGGCCAUCUGUGUGCUGUUAGCUAUCCUUCCGUGUGUGUUUGUACCUCUGGUAGCGCUCCUCCAGCUGAUCAAACGAAUGCGAAGAAGCAAGGAGCCAAGCUUCGUACCACCAGAAGUGUUUUCAUGUCAGGGGGCUAAUGGCGACUUUCAUCAUCCAAAAGAAUAAAUGCCCAUUGUAUCUGUCUGGGAGUAAAGAGAAGACAGCCUUUGUUAGAUGUGAUUAGUUGCAGUGUGGUAUCAUCCAACCAACCUGGUUUAUGCGGUUCAUAUGCUUACAGCCAAUUACUAGCACUCCAGAAACAGUGCUGCUACGUUUAUUUUCAAACAAUUUCACAAUAGUUACGUUAACCUUGUCCUGUCCUGAAUCCUACAUACUGACCGAGUACCAGCCUCACCGUGUUAACCCUUUUCAUGCAUUACCAAUUUCAUGUCUCUCUCCAGACAGACUUUAAACUUGGAAAGCCUGCUAGUUACUACAAAUGCACUCUGUCUUCACUUCUCUUCUAAAAAAACAGUCUGUUCCUAAGGAUCAGCAAUAUAAAAAUUAGAACACAGCAAGCACCUACAGUUUCAUUCACUGACCCGCCUCCCACCCCCCCGCCCCGAGAGAUGUAGAAUGGAAGCUCUUGAAGAGUAAGGACUCCUCUUGUCCACCACACUCUGCUUUUUGUAAUGCCCUACACACAUUUAAAUAGCAGUUAUCUUGUGAUUAUUUCAUAUUCUCAAGCAUUGCAAAGAGCAAAAAUAAAGUAUCAGCAGUUAAAAGAAUGUACAUUAAGUAAAUCUGAGUAACUAAUUUUGCACAAAUCUCUUACCUUAGCAGAUUCCGCAAUUUACUGUAGUGGAAAAUACUGUUAAAGCAAACAUCCCCAAUUUUUUCACCUUAAUUUCUUAUAUUGAACAUAGUAACUGAAUAAUCCGCAAUGAAAGGGCAGAUGUAUGGAAGCCUUCCAGUGAGUUGCAACCUUACAUGACAUGACAAUUAAGUUAAUCUUUACUUAAAAGCAGGUUUUCCUGUACUUACCUGCAGAUCCUGGCCACUCUGCAGUGAUGGGAGAUGAGGAUUCCUUUUGCCAAGAUUCUUGAAAGUCUGAAAAAAAUACAGGGAAAGUAUGUGAGCAUAAGGUAUGGCAAAGCCUUUAGGCUGAAUAAUUAAGAGAAUAAAGGAAAGGAGAGGAAGAUUAAGGAAAAUGUAGGCAAUUUCAGUAUUUAUCCUUGUGACUGGCUACGCACUAGUAGAGCUUCAUAAUGGGUAAUGGGGAUUUGGCCACACAGUGAAGAGGAAUGAGACCAACUCAAACUCUGCAGAAGAAAGACAGUUACCUGAAUCCUUGAAAGGGGCACAAGGGGAACUGCAAGCCUGGGAGGGAGGAAGGGAUGAUUUUUAUCUUGCUGCUAAAAGAAAGAGCAGGGUAAAGAGAGAGAGAUAACAAUUUUUUCAAGAUUUUUCUAUUUUAGAUUUAGUAUGCCCCUCACACAUUUGCUGCUGCAACCUCCUGUCCUGCAACUAGCCUGGACAGUAAGACUUUCCUGGAGCACUGACGGUACUAGAAACAGUGGUAUCCAGUCUGUCACACGGGAUCCACCAGAGGAUCAAGAGCACACCGUGCUUUUGCCUGCUGCACAGAAAAGCACGGGUAAGCUGUCUGCAUGCACAGCAGUUGCCAGGCCAGAGCCUCCUGGCCCUUCCACUACGUGGGAGGAGCAGUAUCACCUGCAAAGCAGUUAAAUGCCUGGGCUCUGCGUGUUUUUAUUUCCAAGAGCCAUGGACUUGGCCAAUGGUAUGCAUGAAGAUGCCCAGCAAUUCCCCGUGGGAGCCUGCCAACAGCCCCAGCUCUUCAAGUCAAUAGAGGGGCAGGUACCCACCAUGGAAACCCAGCUUCUGUUAGCUGAAACCUCACAAGUCACAAAGGUCCAAGCCAACUUCUUGAUGUUCUACAGCUGUGCACUGUAAAGGCUCUUGACAACGACACAGAAGAUUUAAAUUGCAACUCUGCCUGCUGCAAAUUAAGUUUGAAACGUUAUGAGUAAAAAAGGCUUCCACAAAGAAUGAAUAAUCAAAAAAAACCCAAUAUAACUGCAAUUUUGAGCAUACAUUUGUAUAAAA